Molecule: messenger RNA, 1324 nt
Organism: Caenorhabditis angaria
Lineage: Eukaryota; Metazoa; Nematoda; Chromadorea; Rhabditida; Rhabditidae
Source: the annotation of a GenBank genome assembly
AUGUAUACUUAUACAUUUGAAUAUAAAAAACAAACAAUUCUUCAACCUCAAGUGUUUCGAUCUUUCAUUUUAUCUCAAAUCUGGAACUGUUUAUAUAUUUUAUCAGAUUUUCCAACAAUUCGCAUUCCAUUCACUUCAAUUAUGACAUCUUAUUGUGCAACUUUAGAUAUUUCGGGAAAUAUUUUGGAAUACUUAUAUGGCAUUCAUUUUUCGGUAAUUUACAUAGCUCAUUUCUAUACUUUACUGUUUUGUGCAAUUCGAGUUCUGAUUCUGUCAUCGCCGGAAAAUAAUGAGCAGGUGAGUUGGGUUCAGGCGGUAAGAAAGUCAGAACAGAUUUUUAGAAAAAUACUGAUUCCGUAUACGUUUUUUUUUAAAUUUCAAUCAAAUAAUAUCCAGAUUUUUGAAUUAAAAAUUUUUUUUUAAUAACUUGAAUUUUCAAUUCUUUGAUCAUUUUUAAAAUCUCAAAUUUUGGACCAAUUUUCAGUAGAUUAUUCCGAAAUUUCGAAUUCUCAAAAAUUUGGAAAACUUUUUGAAGAAGAACAAUUUUUUGCCCUAAUUUCUCAUGGGAAUAAAUAGUUCUCCCAAUUCUUCCACUUCCCAAUUUUUCUAGGCUUGCGAAACCGCAAUGUCAAUUCUCCGUCCAAUUCUUCUAAUUCUCGGAUUUCUAGUUUGCGUUCCUUUCACUUUAGGAACUGGCUAUUGUGUUCAACUCGACGAACCAUUUCAAUUCGGAGCUGUUAAAAUCAGCUCCGAUCUUCUUCGUGAUAAUGUGAGAGCCCCGAUUUUCUUCCAAUAUUCUCGAAAUUUCAGCCGAUCCCAAAUAUGAUCCACAUUUUCCUAUCAACCCUAAUAAGCUGUCUAAUAAUCCUGCUAAAUGUUUACAUGAUAAUAAAAAUCAAAAUUGGCUCAAAAAAUGAGGUGACAACUGUAAAUAAUAGUGGAAAACUAGUUCGAGCCGAGCGAACACUCACGAUAACUAUGUUGCUCAUGUUAGUCACUUUAUUCAUGUCAUUGGCAACGAGGGUGAGUUUGGGUAAUUAAUUUUUCGAGUUCUAUGGAUGGAUGAGAUUUUUAGGGCACAGACUUGCUUCGUUCCCCUUUGUAUCCUUACGUAAUGAUAAUUCGCCCGUUUUUCAUCGAUUUUCGAGUGAACAUUGUUUCCUGGUAUUUCUACCUAACUCAUCCAAUGUUCAAAAAACCUGUCGCAAAAAGAUUCGAUAAUUUCUAUCAAGUCAAAUCGCGGCUCAACUAUCGGAAAUUAAUUUUUUGUUAUUUCCUUUGUACUAUUCUCUGCAGAUUUCAAAAACAAUACAGUUUCUUCUAA